AUGGAGGAAGACGCAGCAGAAAGCAUGCGAGCGAAGCAUUUGCAGUCGAAAAGGGUGUGCCGUUUUUGUCUCGCGCAAGAUGCUCCGCUGCAAUCCAUCUUUAACCCGGUGGAAUUGAAUAAUAAACCCACGACGCCACUGACGCUGCAGAUCAUGGCCUGCGUGGCCAUCGAGGUUUUCCCGGAAGAUGGAAUGCCCGCAUUUAUUUGCCGGAACUGUCGUUUACUGAUGGAUCGCUGCUAUCAGUUUAAGGAGGUUUGUAAGAAGGCGGACUCGAAGCUAAAAGCCUACCUCGUCACCGGCGUUUGGCCAGAGAAACUCGCUCUUCCGAAACUACUUUCUUCAUCGAGCCCCGCGAAGCCAACCCACUUGUUAAACACCUUGCCGAAAGCGAAGAGUUCCGGAGACAUGAAACCAACGAUGGAAGCUGCGACAGAGGAGGAAAAGAAACCGCCUCGGGCCGUUCCACCCAACGCGACGGAAAUGCCAAAACCUAGACAAGCAAAUCCACAGAAUGCGGGCUUGAAACGAGAGUUGCCUGCGUUAGAAACCAAGAUUGAGCGGGUUGGUCCACUGCUCACCUCGACACCGAUCGUGCGACGUGUGCUGGUUGCAAAGACUGCACAAGGUCAGCCGAAAGCUUCGUCUUCGCAGGCUCCGGUGGUAAUUCGGUUGCAUUCAUCUGAGAAGGCAAUCGAGAAAAAACCGAUCAUUCUGAAUAAGUUAGCUAAACCAGUUAUGGCGUCGAUUCAGGAAGAUUUCGUGACUACCGGCGACGGCACAGUAGAGAUGGUUAUCAAGAAUGAUCCAAUGCCGGAAACUGUUGGCGGUACUUUGAAGGUUGAGGUAAUCGAGACCAGGCCACUGCAGAACAAGGCUUCCCCAGGCCAGGCGGAAACACGCUCCACCAACCACCAGCAGGAGCCGGGAGAAAGAGGUGUGUUCCCGUGCACUGAGUGUGAUCGAUCAUUCCCGUUGAAGCAACUGUUGGACAUUCACAUGUUGAAUCACACACGCGCUCGUAACUUUCCGUGCGAACUGUGUAACAAGCGGUUCUUUUCCAAGUACGAUUUGGCCAAGCACCAUACGACACACACCGGCGAGCGGCCAUACGUUUGUGUGGUUUGCCGGGCGGCCUUCAGUCGAUCCACACUGCUGACUCGCCACCAGGCGACGCACAAGGAUCUGCUGCAGCACACCUGUACGUACUGCAAUCGAGACUUCAUAACGGAGGCAGAUUUGAGCAAGCAUAUGGCCAAUCACGAGAAGACUCGUCCGUUCCAGUGCUCUUCGUGCCCGAAAUCCUUCCGCUACAAGCAAGGCCUGGAGCGCCAUGAGACCUUGCACAUGAAGGAUUUGCCAUUCAAGUGCGAGUACUGUGACCACAGCUUCAUUACGUCCGUCAAACUGUCGCGCCAUUUAACAACACACGCUGGCCGUCGGCCGUAUCCUUGCCGCAUGUGCAACAAGUCGUUCCUGCUGAGCCACCAUCUGACGCGCCACUUGCGCAGUCACGGUGCAGCUGGUCAAGGAGAGUACCGGUGCAACGACUGCAACGAGAUGUUUGAGAACAAAAACUCUCUCAUCUAUCAUUCGGCGCAGCACGCCGCCGAGAAUCUAACGUGUCCACUGUGCAAGGAGCAGUUUGAUGAUCUCGAUGCAGUGGUUGAGCACAUACAGCUGCACACCGAUGAUGAUGCAUUCGAGUGCGUUUAUUGUGACCUGAUGUUCGUCACGAAUGAUAAAUUACAGGACCAUCAUCAGGCGGUGCAUCUGGACGAACUGGCCGACGAGUUGACGGAAGCGCAGCGGGAGCAGCUGAUGAGCGAGGAGCAGGAUGCGGAGGAGGCGCAAUCCAAAGUGAAGCGUCCUCGGGGUCGCGAACCAGCCCGCCUAGAAAUGAUCGUCGAACCAGACGAACCACAGCAACCAGAGCUGAUCGUCGAUGGCGACGAAGUGUUGGUCGAAUCAGAUGUUGCUGGGUUCGAUGAUACCAAUGGAGUGUACCUUUAUGAUGAACAUGGACAUCUGUUCCGUGAUCCACCGGAAACGAUCGAGGAUGGCACGAUCGAAGUGACGGAACUCGAGUUGACAACGAAAAUGGAGGAAAGCGAGCCAACGGAGGAGAAACGUGGACUCACAACCCGUCCCGAAAGCAAGAAAAGGGUUGAACAGCAGUCAAAUUACGAUCUUUGUCAACUGAUCAAACAACGGGGACCAACAUCGGAGAAAAGCAAAUCGGUGUCCGAUGUGCUGAAGAACCUUCCGAAAGGGGUAACGAUCAAAUCUUCUCCGUCAACCGUAACGCAGAAAACGGAGGUAGCCCACACAUCGACCAAACCGGAAUCCACUAAGGUUCGGGAAUGGCAUGUUCCUACAUCGGUUGAAAAAUCAAAAGCAAACGUUUCAGAAAAGCCGCCAGCAGUUGCUCAGGCGGAAAAGCAAAUUGUAGUUCGAGCACCGGUCAAAAUUGGAAAACCCUCUCCAGAAAUCAACAAGGGAAAAUUGAUUGCCAAAGGAAACCCGACCACGGUGGUUGGGAAGGCAGAAACCAACACUUCCAAGGGGAACACUUCCGGAGGCAGCGCGAAAGUGGAAAGUCCAAAGCUUGACAAAAGUCCUCCAAAACGAAGCGCCAGCUACGGCGUGCUGCAUUACGGCAAACCACACGCAGUAAAACCGUCAAACGAAAAGUCGCCCGGCAAGAGUGUGUCUUCAUUAAAACGCCCCGAAGAAUUGGCGACAAAGGUAGAGCGGAAGUCGUCCGUUGCUGCGAAACAACCGGCUCCUCCGAGUGCUGAGCUACAGGAGCAACCCGGGCCUAGCAAGCGACUGUUAGUGCAGCGAAAACCACUGGACCCUCCUGCAACGGCUGCACCCUCGACCAUGACCCGAAAUGCGCAACAACUGGCCAAUGUGACGCGAGCUGUUAAGCGCUUGGCAACUUCAACUCCUGGUUCGGCCGUGGGCAAUCCGAUCGAGAUGAGCGUCGGUGGCAAGAAAAUUAAGAUGCAAAAAUUGGUUUUCCCCAAGGCGGAUACGGCGGCCCUGGCGCGCGAGGGAAAGUUAAAAGGCAAACCAUAAAGUUUUUGGUUUUUCCAGUUAGAGGUUAAGACGCUAUGAAUUUCAGCUCAUCUUUCACCAUGUUGUUCUUGUUCCAAGAAUGAUCACAAAGGUUGGAACAGUCGACAUACUUAUGCGCGAGUCGUUGAUAAGAAAUGAUAUCUAAGCGAAUGAACGUAAAAACACCGGAUAAUGUACGUAUGAAAUCGUACGAAGCAGAAUCACAGUUGUAGAAACAAUAUUUUGAUCUUUUCCAGUAGUUUCAGGAUAAUGUUAU
Molecule: messenger RNA, 3340 nt
Organism: Anopheles bellator
Lineage: Eukaryota; Metazoa; Arthropoda; Insecta; Diptera; Culicidae
Product: RE1-silencing transcription factor-like
Exons: 4
Coding region: 1-3084 (1027 amino acids)
Cellular component (GO): nucleus
Molecular function (GO): zinc ion binding
Source: RefSeq, a predicted model, not a curated record